AUGUAUUAUGAACAAGCUAUUGAUAUUAUUCAUUCUCAAGGUUCUAUUUCUUUAAAAACUGAUAUCAUCGCUGAUAUUUAUGGUAAUAUCGGUAGUUUACACUCUCAAAAUGGAUCAUAUAAAAAAGCAGUAGAAUAUUUUGAAAAACAAGUGAACACAAAAUUAACAGUUAUGACAUCUGAAUCACCAUAUUUUAUUACUACAUAUACGAAUUUAGGCAGUGCUUGUUCGGCAUUGAAUGAACAUACAACAGCACUUGAAUAUCAUUCACGAGCUCUAGAUAUUGCACAAGCUGUCCUACCAAAAUAUCACGAGAAUCUUGCGUCAAUAUAUAACAAUAUAGGAGCUGUCUACGAAGACCAAAGUAAACAUGAACAAGCUCUUCACUAUCUCAAAUUGUCAUUGGAAGUCAAACUGAGUUGUAUGCCAUCUGAUCAUCCAUCCAUUGCAACGGCUUAUCAUAAUAUAGGUUGCAUCUAUGGAUCGACGCUUGAUUAUGAUGAAUCUAUAAAAGCUUAUGAGUCUGCUGUGACUAUCUUAGAGAAAAGUCCACCAAACACAUAUCCAGGAUUGGCUACAGUCUAUGCAAACAUCGGUUGGUCUUACUAUAAAUUAGAUGAAUUAAACCGAGCAGAAGAUUAUCUUCAACAAAGUAUAACUCUUCUAAGAUCUAUGUAUAAUGUUGAUGAUGAUAAUCAUUUUAAAUUUGCCUUUGCAUUCGAUACUCUUGCUCGUGUCAAAUGUGCCCAGGGUUUUCUCGAAGAAGCUGAAUGUUUGUGUCAGAAGGCAUUUAAUUUGCUUCUGACAGAGUUAUCGCCUGAUAAUGUCGAAGUCGGAUUAUCGCACGAAAAUUUUGGAAUCAUAUACAAUGCACAAAAGAAAUAUGAGAAGGCGCUCAUCUUUUUUCACAAUAGUGAAAUGAUUCUUCGCCAUAUCAAUCAUGAGUAUUCAACGUUGGUUCGAAUCUUUCGUGAAACAGGAUCCGUCUUCUACAAUCAAACAAAAUAUGAUAGGGCUCUUGAAUUCUAUACGAAAGCAUUAGUAUUGGCUUUCAAAGUGUAUGAAACUAAGAAGAAAGUUAUCGAUUCAUUAAAAUAUGACUUGGAUAGAGUUAUUGAUCAUGUUUUCGUUAUGGAGUAAGAAUUCAAUAAAAAAAUAAUGUGACACUACGAUGAACCUUCUUACAUCUAACGAGCGGGUAUAGAUGGGUAGAUCGAGCUUUUAAUGUUCAGCUAUUCUUCAAUUUUUUUUCUACGAAAGCAAAAAUCCACUUACCGUGACUCGUUUCGAGCUUAAUGAAGAGUCUAUUCUCUACAGGCGGUUUUAUACCAAGAGAUAUAAACAAUGAUAUAUGUCCGAUACAUAUAGUAAAUCAUAUAAAUUAAGAAGAAUUUUUAAUUAAUUUGAACUUGAUAUUUUUGUUUGAAAAAUGUCAUUUUAUUAGGAAUCUUUUUGAAAACACUGUUCUACGAAGAAUGCAGUAGUCGAGCUUAUGAUUAUGGAUCGAAACUAGGCACAGUGAAUUAUUUUGACAAUUAACCGUAUUAUAUACAGGGUAGUCCAUCAAUAGCACUACGAUAC
Molecule: messenger RNA, 1581 nt
Organism: Rotaria sp. Silwood2
Lineage: Eukaryota; Metazoa; Rotifera; Eurotatoria; Philodinida; Philodinidae
Source: the annotation of a GenBank genome assembly